AUGAAAACUCUAGUAAUUGCAUCGCUGAUCUCAGCUGCAUGUUUGCUCUACAUUGCUUUUAGUCCUACUGAAGUCAACUAUGAUGACGCUUUUGAACAGUUUAUCUCUACAUAUGGUAGAAGCUACUCCAGUCAGACUGAACUUCAGUACAGAAAAAUGAUUUUUGAAGAGAAUAUGCGUCAAGCUGAAAAACUUCAAAAGCUAAACCCUGAUGCUGAGUUUGGAGCCACUCCUUUUGCUGAUCUUUCUGAUGAAGAGAUGAAGCUCAGAAUGGGAUAUGUGGAAAUCGAUAAUGACCAAUCAGAUUUGGAUUUAUUCACCGAAACUUCUGAUUCACUCAAUUCUAUUGACUACAGAGGGAAUAUGAAGUCUAUUCAAGAUCAAGGAAGAUGUGGAUCAUGCUGGGCUUUCUCAGCAACUGCUACUUUUGAAGGAAGAUAUAGCUUGUUUAGAAAAGCAAAUUCCAAGUUAUCAGAGCAGCAAGCUCUAGAUUGUUCUGGGCCAAAUCAUAGUUGUAACGGAGGUCACUUCACAGCUGCCUGGGUCUACAUGAGAACCCACAAAUUUUGUACCCUGAGCUCCUACAAAUAUACAGGAAUCAAAGGCCAAUGUAAGACUAAGUGCUCUCCUACAAUCUCCGAUAAGGGAUAUACCAAAGUUAAGAAUAACGAGUCGUCAAUGCAUAAGGCUCUGCAACAAGGACCUAUCUCAAUUGCGGUUGACGCAACUACCUGGAAAACUUAUAGAGGAGGAGUAAUGACUGCUUCCCAGUGAGGUAAAAAACCAAAUCAUGCUGUUGUCCUAGUCGGAUAUGAACCUCAAGAGAACGCCUGGAUAAUUAGGAACUCAUGGGGAUCAAGAUUCGGAGAGAACGGACAUAUCAGGCUUAAGUAUGGCACAAACACCUGCGCAAUCACCCAUGACUCAGCAUUUCCAAAAAUAUAA
Molecule: messenger RNA, 945 nt
Organism: Moneuplotes crassus
Lineage: Eukaryota; Ciliophora; Spirotrichea; Euplotida; Euplotidae
Source: the annotation of a GenBank genome assembly